Messenger RNA from Prunus armeniaca (apricot), 381 nucleotides. NCBI's taxonomy places the organism in Eukaryota, Viridiplantae, Streptophyta, Magnoliopsida, Rosales, Rosaceae. The record is from the annotation of a GenBank genome assembly.
AUGGUGCAGAUCAGUUUUACCAGCUCAAAGGGAUUUCAUUGGCGAACAAUUCAAGAUUGCGGAAAUAGCUUGUUUUGUCAAGCUGAAAGAGUACUGUGGAAAGUCCAUGAUAAAUACUCUGAUCUGCUUGCUAAAGACUACUUCAAUUUCGCAUUCAAAUUUUAUGAAGACGUUAAUGUGACAAAGAUGCUUGAGGAUGCUGGAGUUUCAGUUGGGAUGGAUUUUUAUCCUAGCUUGAUCAUUCAAGUGAUAAGGCAAAAGACUAACAAAUUCGCAAAUAUAAAGUGUUAUAAUGGAACAUUAAUUGUGGGGGAAGUUCGAAUCUGCUUAGAAAAAGAUGGAAUGUUUCAGGACUGUAACAUGGUGUUUUGGUCCACUUAG